AUGAUCGUAUGCAUACGCGCCGGCUUCUUCGCUCGAGCUAUCAAGUUUGGCGGAAAGGAAACUCAAGACAACGUCAUCGAUCUCCCUGAAGACGAGCCAAAAAUGGUUGCCGCUCUCAUACGAUACCUGUACCUAGGCGUGUACGACGGCGAAACUUUCGACGAUUCCCAUCCUGAACAUGCGGUAUCGGUCGCUUCGCAGCUCAAGAUCAAACGCUCCAUUACUUAUAGCGUCCUCCUCCCUGGAUCGCCGACCCAGCUCCUCAGCCACUCAAAAAUGUACUCGAUCGCCGAUAAAUACGACGUUGUUGGGCUCAAAGAGCUAGCGUCAAAGAAGUUCAAGCUUGCUUAUGAGGUGUUCUGGAAUGAGGACGUUUUCCCCAUCGCCGUCGACCAUGUCUUCUCGACGACUGUUCCUGAGGAUAUCGGCAUGAGAGACAUCGUCAUCCAGACCAUCUCCAAGAACAUGUCUGUUACACACAAGGCGGAGAUGAAGAUGAUGGUGGCAAAGUACAACGACCUGGCCAUUGGUAUCAUACUGAGCAAGGCGGGCUAG
Molecule: messenger RNA, 555 nt
Organism: Alternaria arbusti
Lineage: Eukaryota; Fungi; Ascomycota; Dothideomycetes; Pleosporales; Pleosporaceae
Exons: 3
Coding region: 1-555 (184 amino acids)
Source: RefSeq, a predicted model, not a curated record